Messenger RNA from Nicotiana tabacum (common tobacco), 2029 nucleotides. RefSeq lists its product as uncharacterized. The record is from RefSeq and is a predicted model, not a curated record. Lineage: Eukaryota; Viridiplantae; Streptophyta; Magnoliopsida; Solanales; Solanaceae.
UUGUUCCAAUUUUUUUACAGAUUUCGAAAGCAUAUGUUACUUUUUUCUAAAUUCACCAUUAUUGCCCCAGUUAGUGGCGUGUCAAUCAGUGAGGAUAAAAGGUAGUUUAGACAAAUAAAUACUCUUAUAAUUAAUCCUAAUUAAUGUUCUUCUUAAGGGUGUGCAAAAACUUUAAAAGACAAAUAAUUAAUAUGGACGCAAGUAGUAAUAUCCGUUUACCUGUUUGUCCAGAAAUUACGAAAAUCCUAACUUGAAUUACAUUACGUCUGGUAUUCAUUAGCAGUCUUAUUGCCAUGAGUGUUUAGGGAGCUCUAGUUUCUUAAAGAAAACUGAUAUUGGGAUGAAAUGAGCUCAAAUAUAGAGUGAAACGAGUCAGAUGAUUCAUACAGCCGACCUCAAUUAGUUUUGGACUGAGAAGCAGGUGUAGCUGAUUGAAUGAUCUAUUGCACUCCUUUUGGAUCCAUUUCAUUGCAAUACUCAAUAAUUUGGGGUUCUUUAACACUAGAAGUUUUCUAUAUUUCCUAUCGGGCAUACAAGUCUCAAAACAGAUCAGACUUAAAAAACUCCUAGCAAAACCUGGACCUAAUGAAUGUCAAGAUUACUUUCUUAGAAAGUGGAGGAUGCUGAGGUUGCUCAAAGAAUUGGUUUUUGCUUAUUACUGCUAACCUUUGUGUUGAACAACUUUUAUCACAAUGGGAACCUUAUAUCGCAGUGGGGCUUUCAGAAGAUCGAACGAUAGAGGCAGACUUGUUAUAACUACAAUCAUGGGAAUGGUUUUUGGAUAUUUUAUUGGCAUUUCAUCUCCAUAUGUUUCUCUAACAAAGAUUACUUUACCUUCAAGUCUUAUGUCAUCUAUUGAUGUAGCCUUUGGUGAUGACCAUCGUAGACCUUCAAUUGAACGCUUUUUUCCAGAGAAUCUUGUAAAUCCAAAGAUAUAUGUUCCAAUAAAUCCUCGUGGUGCGGAGUCAUUGCCACCAAGGAUUGUGGUCUCUGAAUCAGAUUUUUACUUGAGAAGGUUGUGGGGUGAACCAAGUAAGGAUCUAACAAAUAAGCCAAAGUACUUGGUGACAUUUACUGUUGGUUUGAGUCAAAUGAACAACAUUGAUGCAGCGGUUACAAAGUUUUCAGAGGAUUUUCAAAUUUUGCUUUUCCAUUAUGAUGGUCGAACGAGUGAAUGGGAUCAAUUUGAGUGGUCCAAGCGAGCAAUUCACAUUAGCGUGAGGAAACAGACCAAAUGGUGGUAUGCAAAGAGAUUUUUACAUCCUGAUGUAGUAGCUGCCUAUGAUUACAUAUUUAUAUGGGAUGAAGACCUUGGAGUUGAGCACUUCAAUGCAGAGAAGUAUAUUAGACUAGUUAAAAAACAUGGCCUUGAGAUUUCUCAGCCUGCUCUUGAACCCAACAGUGGAUUGACAUGGCAGAUGACUAAAAGGAGGGAUGAUAGAGAAGUUCACAAGAGUACAGAUGAGAAACCAGGCUGGUGCAGCAAUCAACGUUUGCCUCCUUGUGCAGCUUUUGUGGAAAUAAUGGCUCCUGUGUUCUCUCGAGAAGCAUGGCGAUGUGUUUGGCAUAUGAUUCAGAAUGAUUUGGUGCAUGGAUGGGGAUUGGAUUUCGCAUUGAGAAGAUGUGUAGAGCCUGCUCAUGAAAAAAUUGGUGUUGUUGAUUCACAGUGGAUUGUGCAUCAAUUUGUUCCUUCUCUAGGGAAUCAGGGUGAGUCUGAAAAUGGUAAAGCUCCUUGGGAAGGGGUAAGAGAGAGGUGUACAAAUGAGUGGGCUAUGUUCCAAGAUCGUUUAGCCAACGCAGAUGAAUCUUAUUUUGUCCAGCAUGGAAAGAGUAGAAUACUACACCAGACUUUUCAAGAAAUUUUGCGCAUUUUGUUAUCCGUUUCCGCUAUAUAUCAUUUUGGAGGGGCUGCCAAACCAUUUCGGAAGAUGGCGUUUCAACAGUUAUUAGAAAUAUAGGCGGAUCUAGUUUGUAAGUUAUGGGUUCACUUGACCCAGUAUCUUUUAUUCAAAUUCUAUAUAAUAAUAAU